AUGGUCGGCAAGACCCACGACGUCGGCGGCUCCGGGCAUCAGUCGAGGGGCAGUGAAGACAGCGAGGGCCAUGGCGGGCUACGAGAGAAGCUGAAGCAUACGAAGCUGUAUGACGUGAAGGUAGGCGCCAUUCACCUCAAGCAUCGCCUCGGCAAGUUCCAAAAUCUGGUCAACCAGAACCAUCGGCACGACGAGGAACAUGAACAGGAAACCGAUGCCAAGCGGACCAGAGUUGCGGAAGGCCAUCGAUUCCAGUCUUUUGCUCCAGAGCGGGAAGGCAACAAGAUCAAAUGGUAUAUCGACGGCCGCGACUACUUCCAUGCGGUAUCGGUUGCGCUGGAGCGAGCCAAAGAGGUCAUCUACAUUGCGGACUGGUGGCUUAGUCCUGAACUAUUCCUGCGCAGACCACCGUACCACAACCAAGAAUGGCGACUUGACUACACCCUCAAGCGCGCAGCAGAGCGAGGAGUCAAGAUCUAUGUGAUCGUGUACCGCGAAGUUGAACACGCCUUGACCUGCAAUUCGCAACACACGAAGAAGGCAUUGAGUUCGCUAUGUCCAGAGGGAAGCCCCGGAUACGGAAAUAUCAAAGUGAUGCGGCAUCCUGAUCACAACGUCUUCGAGAAUGCCUCUGAUAUGACCUUCUACUGGGCGCAUCACGAGAAGUUCAUCGUGAUCGAUUACGAUCUGGCUUUCAUUGGCGGUCUGGAUCUUUGCUUCGGAAGGUGGGAUGAUCGACAGCACCCUCUCGCCGACGCACAUCCCUCGGGUGUGCAGAAUGAGGUCUUUCCGGGCCAAGACUUCAACAACAACCGAAUCAUGGACUUUCAGAGUGUGCAGGAUUGGAAGAGCAAUGAGGUCUCCAAAGCAGAGUAUGGACGAAUGCCAUGGCACGACGUGGCAAUGGGCGUUAUUGGACCUUGCAUCUACGAUAUCGCAGAGCACUUUGUGCUGAGGUGGAACUUCUGCAAGCGUGACAAGUACAAACGAGAUGAUCGUUACGAUUGGCUGACUCUUACCGGUCGGAAUGGAGAGGACGAGGAUCUCAUUGGAGUCCAGAGGCCUAAGCAUCCAGUGGGAGAAUACGUCAAUCAUCCGUUUUCACCUUUGGAGCACAAGCGAGGUAAUCCACUACAGGGUAAGUUUUGUUAUGAUCCAGGGCAAGCUAGCUCGGAGGCUGACGUUUCUGGAGAUGACGAGUUCCACGAUGCGCAGCAGACAAUCGAUGAGCACGGCUAUACUGAAGACCAGCAUGCUUUCGGCCAUGGAUUGAAGAAAGAAUGGGAUCAGCGAGGAGGCGUGCACAUGCACCAUGUCGGCAAGGAGACCCCCGAAACUCACAAAGACGGCGUCCAACGUCAGGAGAACUCGAAGAUGACUGGCAACGAUGCCAAGAAAGAAGGUACUGUGAGCGCUUCGGGCGGUGUUUACGAGAAACGCAAGGGUUAUCCUUCUGAGAAAGUAGACCAAGGAACGGUCAAGAUAGACUACGGAACAAAUGGGUCGCAGGGCACGGUGCAUGCCCAGGUCGUACGCUCCUCAGCAGACUGGUCAUCCGGAAUUCUCACCGAGCAGAGCAUUCAGAAUGCUUAUUGCCAGGUAAUCCGCGAGGCAAAACACUUUGUCUACAUCGAGAACCAAUUCUUCAUUGUAAGUUUACCGAAAAUUGAGGUGGACGUCUCAUGCUCUUGAAAUGUGCUAACAUACCGUGCUUGAAUGUAGACGGCAACCGGCGAGGAACAAGCACCGAUACACAAUCAGAUUGGAGCAGCUAUUGUCGAUGCCUGCGUGAAAGCUGCGGAGGAAGACCGGAAGUUUCGCGUCAUCAUCAUGAUUCCAUGCAUUCCUGGGUUUGCUGGAGAUCUUCGAGACAACGCAGCAGCUGGCACGCGGGCGAUCAUGGACUACCAGUACAAGUCUAUCUGUCGAGGUGACCACAGUAUCUAUGGCAGGAUCAAGGCCGCUGGUGUGGACCCGGCCAAGUACAUCUAUUGCUUCAACCUCCGGUCAUAUGAUCGUCUUAACAAGACGCCAGAGUUGAAGAAGCAAGAGGAAAAGACGGGCGUCGACUAUCAGGAGGUACAGCGUGCAAUGGCUGAGGAGAUCAUGCCCGAGCAGGUGCAUGCAAGUGAAGGUGUUGAAGGCGCCGGGUCCAGCGGAUUCAGGAAAGCGGGCAAAGAGGGAGGCGUGAAGGGUCUCUUCAACAAGACACGCAGAACGAGCAUGGACCUGGACGAGGAGGACAAGGUGCAUCCCGAGGAUCCCAAUGACGACACCCAAGCUCUGAUGGAGAAGAAGAGGAGAUUUGAAGAGCAGCAACAUCCGCAUCAGGAUGAGUACGAGUUCAGUAACGACUCGAUUGCGAAAGAUGCCAUGCUUGGGGAGAAGAAGCCCAGUCAAGAAGGAUAUGCGGGACGAAACUCGGACGGUACGAGGAAAGGGGAGAGUGAGCACGACGACGAGUUACGACAACAAGAGCUGGAGAACUUUGUGCAGGAGGAGCUGUACAUUCAUGGAAAGGUGAGUCCAGGUUUGCGACCUACUCGUUGCAGGUCCUCUUCGGUACAGGUGGUAGCUGACGAUGGUCCUCUAGGUUCUCAUUGUCGACGACCGCAUCGUCAUCUGUGGUUCCAGCAACAUCAAUGAUCGAAGCCAAUUGGGCUUCCACGACUCCGAGUUGAGUAUCGUCAUGGAGGACACAAUGCCACUUCAAUCCAUCAUGAACGGACAAGAAUUCCGCGCCGGACACCACGCAGCAAGUCUCCGGAGGAUGUUAUGGCGAGAGCACUUGGGCCUGCUACCAGCUCAAAAGCUGAACGCCGAAGACGACAUCAACGCGCAGCCCCCCGACGACGGAGACAACGAAUGGUUCGCGGGCGACGAGUACGACAAGUUCGUCGAGGACCCUCUCUCCGACGAGCUCUGGGACGUGUGGACCAAGCAAGCGACCGUCAACACGGCCGUCUUCCGACAUCUGUUCCACGCCGACCCCGACGACAACGUCAAGACUUUCGAGGAUUACGACAAAUUCUUGGGCGCUAAGGGGUCGCGGAAGACGGGACAUGUGUAUGAUGAAUUCCAGCCCGUGGAAAUCGUGCGACAGGAGCUGGAUAAGAUCAAGGGCCAUCUGGUCUGGAUGCCGUUGAAGUUCCUGGAGGAUGCCGCCGAGAUGGCGGAGAAGGGGCUGCUGGUGAAUUCCAUGACGGAGAGUGGUUAUACGUAG
Messenger RNA from Lecanosticta acicola, 3223 nucleotides. Lineage: Eukaryota; Fungi; Ascomycota; Dothideomycetes; Mycosphaerellales; Mycosphaerellaceae. The record is from the annotation of a GenBank genome assembly.